GAAUCGUAUCUAAGGAAGCUUAGGUAAGUACAGAUUAUAUCUUACUAUUUUACCUCUUGAUCUCUCAAGCUAGAUGCACAUCUGAAGUGUAUGGGUCUCGUGCCGUCUAAAGCAUAAUGACCAACCGUAGCAGAAAUGAUAGAAUCAAACUCUGUAAAAUAACUGACCGAAGCUGACAAUACAAGACAGACGGUAAUUUCCAUUACUUACCAUUCAUUACGCCUGGUAUGUUCUAAAGUGUACAAGCUCACAUCCAUCCCUGGCAUCCCAUGCCUUUGGAGGGAUUAGUGCUAAUUGCGGAGUUACAUAGUUGUAUUAAUGCAGAGUCCACUCGCACAUCGUCACUCUUUCCCACGCUGAACAAAUCACCCCACUGGCGACAGGGGGUGUAUAUGUAGGUGGAGCCUGGCGUUUGGACCCUUUUCUAAGAUUGAACAAAAGAGGUGCAAAUCUGGAGUCGAUGUAAUUUAGCCUGCUCUGUUCUGUGUCUCAUAGACGCCGCCAUCUUCGACCGGGAAACCGGGCUAGAUCGCGAAUACUGGCAGACAUGGCCGUGUGGGAAACCGAAGACGAGUUGAGCAGUGUUGCGGCUUCACCACUGCCAGCUCCCACUGAGACACCUUACCGGACGCCCUCGCGAAACUCAAAGAAGUCGCGUCGUUCUGCUACUCCGCCGGGGGGUUCGUCUUCCCCUCCUCCCCCGUUGCCACAGGAUAAGAUGGAGAAGAAGAGCAAGCGAUUGUCGAAAGAUGUAAAGACCGACGAAAACAACAGCAUUUUCGACCCUCGCCGAUUUACACCUACCCUUCAUGCGAACCUGGUGUCGGAGAUUCUGUCCUUACGAAGGGACCAAGAAGAGAAACUCAAGAUAAUCGAAAGCCUUGAAAGCUCACUACAUGCUACUCAGGAGGAACAGGAGUCUCUCCAGACCAACCUAUCCAAUACUUCCAAGGAGAGCAGGUCUUUGAAGCGACAAUUAUCCCUGCUCGAAGGAGGGACUUCGUCAGCUAUAGGCGAGUUAGCAAAGGAACGUGAUGAAGCUGUCGACGCGAUAACCGAGACUAGGAGACGGCUCGAAGCUGCACAGAAGAAAGUCCGGACGCAAGAGGAAGAUUCUCAGAGAGUCCAUGAUCUCUGGGCUAAGGAGAAAGAUGAGUGGGACGAAGAAAGGCGCCGAUACGAGCGAAAGAUACAUGUUGCCGAGAGCCGUCUCAGAGUCGUUCUAGAGGAGGUUGCCAAUUUACAGGCAGCACAAAUCAACGGGAAUCAUGAUAAACCCGAGAGUGACACCGAGAAGGAAAAUGAUGGCGUUAGCGUACGAACAAUGAGCAUGACCAAUAGCGUCCGGUAUUCGGUGAUGAGCGGACCCGGCUUUGGCAAGAUGAACGGAUACAGUCUUGCCGAUGAGCUCAACUUCGACGACGACGAUGAUUACCAGACGGAUCCGGAUGGUCGCCAAAGUGUACUCUCGCUUGCAAGACACAACCGAAAUCAAAGUCGAGAUAGUAUUAUGUCUAAAUCUCAUCGACGUAACCAGAGCAAUGAUAGCCAGAUACGACCGGGUAGCAUUGUACGAAGUAGACUGUUUAUGAACCAAACCGUACUCGAUAGGCUCGAAGGUGGAAUUCGCGAAGAUGACGAGAACUCUGUGGUAUCUCAGAAGGUACAGUAUACUGACACGGGUGUUCAAUUCUCACCACCACCAUCUCCUAGGGCAGUACCGGCAAAGCCAGCAACGCCAGAGCCUGUCUUGAAAAGUGAGAAGCAGAUGGGCUUAGAAAGUCCAUCUCGAGUUGAGGGUGAGAUUGAAGCAAACCAGAGUCGCAAGAGGGUAUAUGUGAACAAGCCAGGACUAAUGGAGUCACCUAAAACAAAACCGAUGGUAUCAGCCGCAUCUCAGACAUCGGAGAAAGCGCCCUUACUCGUCACAUCUCAACCAGUAAUCGUGGAGACGAAGCCCGCUGCCGCCACGAUUUUGAUAUCGGCUGCCACUCAAACAGAACCCGUCGUGCCUAAACAACAGCUAGUUACUCCCCCACUUUCGAUACCGAGCAUUAGCAUAGUUCCACCAACUAGUCGACCGUCGAGUCCGCGUGAGCAUCGUUUACCUCAGUACGUCAAAGACUUCGGAUGCCAGGUUUCUAUCUUGCAGUCGAAUCCCAUGAGGUCGAUUUCUGUGCAGACAGAUGAGAUCAGGGUUGACAAGAGGCUUGACAAAUUACCGCCACAUCUUCAUCCGUCUGCGAUCUCUUCAAGACCUUCGUCCCCUACUACCACCACUCCUAUUACUGCGACGGCCGAUGAGAGCAAAAAUUUCACACCGGUGCCUGGACACAUUCCUCCGCGAAACCCACGUCGCCUCGAAAGUAACAGACGAAGCUUUUCGGCCGAAUUGCCUACUUCGCCACCAGCAUCGCCCACCGUCGACGGCUUAGAAACGCGGGACGCAUAUCCUGGCAACAACGAUGAUGGUCCGUUAUCUAGUGCUAAGGCCCCCGUUAGGCGACCGCAUCGUAUAAGUAGCCUAUUCGCGGGCUUCGAUGUUCAAAGCUCAGAUGAACAGGACGAGUUUGGUGAGGACCAGAGCGACUCCGAAUACCGUACUGCACUUGCCCCGAGACCUAAAACUGGCCCUAGUAAACCUAACAAGCGAGUAGCAUCAAGCGCAGCCUCUGCUUCUCCCGAACAAGGUAAAGCCGCCGUUAGACAAUCGACGAGUAUCCUGAGCAAGAUCGGAGUUCCAGAAGUUUACAGUAGUUUCCGCCUCGCUGAGGCCCCAGAGGGUCUAACACGAAAACUGUCUCCCAAGGUGGCCACUGGAGCAGCCGGUAGACCGUUAGCAUACAGUACGGGUUCCCGAGCCAGCGUUAUGCGAAAAUCAGCAAUGAUUCAGAGCGGUAUUGCUUCACAUCAAGGCCAUUCGCGGACCCCCGACUUGCUCGAAUCGAAGGACCCCCCGUUCCCAAUUCCUACGAGAGCGAGCUCAAGGAAGCCACCGUUUAGCGUUAGUGCCCCGAGCGACGGCCAACGUAGUCCUACCUACAAUGGCGAACAUUGGCCUCGUAGAGGCAGGAAAGCUAGCGUGUAUAGGACCAGUAGCAUCCGCAAAGCCCGUUCAGCGGCAGCGAUACCCCAGAACCAGAGGCCCAGAAGACGUGGUAGCCGUUCGCCACCACCGCCCAUGUCUCCCUCGGAAGAGGCCCCUGAAAGCCCGGGUCUCCCGCCACUGCCGACCAACGACAUCACCAGCCCUCGACGGGAGCGUGGCGGGUCUCGAUACCGUAGCCAUAGAUCUCAGCCUUCGACCAACACUGCAAACACCGAAAAUACGAACACGGGUUCCGUCGGUAGCAACCAACAAUCAUCAAGUGUGGUAGAUGCUAUCGCGCAGACAAUGGUUGGCGAAUGGAUGUUCAAGUAUGUUAGAAGACGUAAGUCUUUUGGUGUAGCCGAUGGUGCCGGCCGCGGGGAGGAGAAUAGCAACGACCGUCACAAGCGGUGGGUAUGGCUCGCGCCUUAUGAACGCGCGAUCCUGUGGAGCAGCAAACAACCUGCAUCUGGCAAUGCGUUAAUGGGCAAACCAGGCCGGAAGCUGACCAUACAAUCUGUGCUCGAUGUAAAGGAUGACAAUCCCCCACCCAAAGGCAGCACCCAGAUCUUCAAUCGCUCUAUCCUUAUCUUAACACCACAGAGAGCAUUGAAGUUUACCGCCACAACAGCUGAGCGUCACUACCUUUGGUUGACAGCACUGUCAUUCCUGGCGCAUUCACAGCAAGAUGUCCCCGAGAUCAUCCCAACAGCUAACUCCCCAAAUAUCGGCCCGGCGCCAGACUUCGAAGCGCCUCAGAUAAAAGCUAAAAGGGGCGGCAUUCGUGACUCGAUUAGGCUAACGAAGGGAAAGAAUCCUGCUUUGAUGGCCCGCCAUGACCCUGUUACGACCACCAAUCAUCUAGAGGAAGCCCUAUCAGCCCAACAAGAGACGUUCCCUCCGAUACCUGCUCAUCAGCGUGACCUGUCGCACGACGCAGCGGAACCCCCCUUCAUCCCGCGAUUCCAUGAAAGGUCACAUGAACGAGUACAUGAACGGGCAAACCAGGUUAUUCUUCACGGUCGUAAGAGGAGUAAUACUGGUGGCCACAUCCCCCCGCCGCUCUCGUUCCGAGGCUUUUCGGGACCGGCAAGCCAUAGCAGCUCCUAUCAUGCCUCGACCAACAGUACCGCGGGUAACAGCGUGGAUACGGCGGGCUCGUCUGAUAUCUAUCAGUCGCAGGGAUCCAGCAACAUGACCUGGGGUAUGAGCACCGCUGGUUCCCAACGAACGUCGGAAGCAUCAUCUCGACCACCAGGUAACUUCUUCGAAGCGAUCGGCACCGUGCGGAUGGAGGCUUUUAUUAGCCCGUUGGCAUUCCCGCGAUUCGAAGACCAUCCAGACGAGCUAGAGGAGUGGCGAUACAGAGCCCGUCGACGGAGUAAAGAAGCUCGUCGUCGCCGUAGCCGAAGCAGACAUCGGGAUAGCUACGCUUCUCGUGGCACGCGCGGCACAGAUUCUUAUCAUUCCGGAAGUAGGGCAGGAGAAGAAGAUUACUUCCGAGAUGAUCCAUUUAAGGGAUUUUAAUAAGGUCGCUUGUCCUUUUAGUGCUUGUGUUGUGCGCGGAGAUACCCUCAAAUUCAUCGCAUUAGAUGAUACCAUUCGUUUAGCAAACAAGGAGGUCAGGGAUUAUUUAUAUAAUACGGUUUGUUUUUGUUGGUGUUUUGGAGUUUUAUGCGUCUUAUACUCUUGUAGAUAUUGCCGAAAUCUCGGUGUACGAGUACGACCUGGGUUUCCUUGUCUCAGAUUCUUCUACUUCUUUCAACUUGUAACUCGUUUGUCAUUUGUCAUUUGUCAUCUUAUAUAUCGGAAAUUAGUCGUUGAUGCUCGCAGUCUUCCUCUCUGUCGAGUAUUUCUUGUACAAUAAUUUCAGCUAGUUCUCAGACUAUGUUAUGGGGUUGGAAAAUGGAAGGAGUUGGAUGCCUAAGGAUAGGAUCUGAACAAGGACCAAACAGGAUUGGAGGGUGGUUAGGUAGCCCGAUGUUAUUACCAAGGCAAGGAAAGCAACCUUAGAUGAGCGAUUGGCUUGGGUCUCAGGACCGAUUCUGGGGUUAAAAAAUAGUUGGCUCAAUGGGGUUGUUGGCAUAUUAUCUGAGGAUAGAUUUAAUCUCUAGCUAGAAGGAAAUAAGGAUGAAAUAUCCUGAAUACUGUUGUGUUUAUUCUGAUUUUGAUUUGAAAUGUUCGAUGUAAAG
Daldinia loculata is the source of this 5280-nucleotide messenger RNA. RefSeq lists its product as uncharacterized. Bases 548 to 4615 code for a protein of 1355 amino acids. Lineage: Eukaryota; Fungi; Ascomycota; Sordariomycetes; Xylariales; Hypoxylaceae. Gene Ontology annotation, cellular component: cell cortex; mitochondrion. Gene Ontology annotation, molecular function: tubulin binding; phospholipid binding. Gene Ontology annotation, biological process: maintenance of protein location in cell cortex; dynein-driven meiotic oscillatory nuclear movement; microtubule cytoskeleton organization. The transcript has 2 exons. The record is from RefSeq and is a predicted model, not a curated record.